GUGGCCUCAACCGCCCCCAAAUUCUACCCAGGCUCCCGGUGCACCAUGUACCGCGUCGUCCGACUCCUCGCGCGCUCGCGUCGCCUCGUGCGGCCUCCCGGCUCAGCCUCAGCUCCCGGCCUCGGAGGCGUGCCGGUCCUCCCACUGCGGGCCCCGAACGCCGCUGGAAUGGCAAGCCAAAAUUCCUUUCGGAUAGAGUUUGAUACCUUUGGUGAGCUCAAGGUCCCAAAUGAUAAGUAUUAUGGCGCCCAGACUGUGAGAUCCACGAUGAACUUUAAAAUUGGAGGUGUGACGGAGCGCAUGCCAAUCCCAGUUAUUAAAGCUUUUGGAAUCUUGAAGCGAGCGGCUGCUGAAGUAAACCAGGAUUAUGGUCUUGAUUCGAAGAUUGCUAAUGCGAUAAUGAAGGCAGCCGAUGAGGUAGCUGAAGGUAAAUUAAAUGAUCAUUUUCCACUUGUGGUAUGGCAGACUGGAUCAGGAACCCAGACAAAUAUGAAUGUAAAUGAAGUCAUUAGCAAUAGAGCAAUUGAAAUGCUGGGAGGUGAACUUGGUAGCAAGAAACCUGUGCAUCCCAAUGAUCACGUUAAUAAAAGCCAGAGUUCGAAUGAUACCUUUCCCACGGCGAUGCACAUUGCUGCUGCUGUAGAAGUCCAUGAGGUGCUCCUGCCAGGGCUACAGAAGCUGCAUGAUGCUCUCGAAGCCAAAUCCAAAGAGUUUGCCCAGAUCAUCAAAAUUGGGCGCACUCACACCCAGGACGCUGUUCCACUCACUCUUGGGCAGGAAUUUAGUGGUUAUGUUCAACAAGUGAAAUAUGCAAUGACGAGAAUAAAAGCCGCCAUGCCAAGAAUCUAUGAGCUCGCAGCUGGAGGCACUGCUGUUGGUACUGGUUUAAAUACUAGAAUUGGCUUUGCAGAAAAGGUUGCUGCAAAAGUGGCUGCACUCACAGGGUUGCCUUUUGUCACAGCUGCAAAUAAAUUUGAAGCUCUGGCUGCUCAUGAUGCUUUGGUCGAACUCAGUGGAGCCAUGAAUACUACCGCCUGCAGUCUGAUGAAGAUAGCAAACGAUAUUCGUUUUCUGGGUUCUGGUCCUCGCUCAGGUCUGGGAGAGCUGAUCUUGCCUGAAAAUGAGCCAGGAAGUAGUAUCAUGCCAGGCAAGGUGAACCCUACGCAGUGUGAAGCGCUCACCAUGGUUGCAGCCCAGGUCAUGGGGAAUCACGUUGCCGUUACCGUUGGAGGCAGCAAUGGACAUUUUGAGUUGAAUGUUUUCAAGCCAAUGAUGAUUAAAAAUGUGUUACACUCAGCCAGGCUGCUGGGGGACGCGUGCGUUUCCUUCACAGAAAACUGCGUUGUGGGAAUCCAGGCCAACACAGAGAGGAUCAACAAGCUGAUGAACGAAUCUCUAAUGUUGGUGACAGCUCUUAAUCCUCAUAUAGGGUAUGACAAGGCAGCAAAGAUUGCUAAGACAGCACACAAAAAUGGAUCAACCUUAAAGGCCACUGCCAUUGAGCUUGGCUAUCUCACAGCAGAGCAGUUUGAUGAGUGGGUAAAACCUAAGGACAUGCUGGGUCCAAAGUGAUUUAAAUGAAUUUAUAAUAAAAAAGUAUGUUCUAUAAAAUAAAAAAAAAAAAAAAUGAAAAAGACUCCUUUUAUUUCUUAAGCAAAAAUGGAUGAAUGUGAAAGGAAACCGCUCCUGAACUUGACUGUCUCUAGCAGAGCUCUUUGAUCGGUGUGUAAAAACCCUGGGAUGUGCUUGGGUCCAAAGUGAAUUUGAAAAGUGUAAAAUGAAAUAAUUAAAUUGUAUGAAGUCAAACAGA
This is a messenger RNA of Neofelis nebulosa (Clouded leopard), 1810 nucleotides long. It is a transcript of the gene FH, whose product is annotated as fumarate hydratase. Gene Ontology annotation, molecular function: fumarate hydratase activity. The record is from RefSeq and is a predicted model, not a curated record. Gene Ontology annotation, biological process: tricarboxylic acid cycle; fumarate metabolic process; malate metabolic process. Gene Ontology annotation, cellular component: tricarboxylic acid cycle heteromeric enzyme complex; mitochondrion. The transcript is spliced from 10 exons. Bases 46 to 1572 code for a protein of 508 amino acids. NCBI's taxonomy places the organism in Eukaryota, Metazoa, Chordata, Mammalia, Carnivora, Felidae.